This is a messenger RNA of Pelmatolapia mariae (spotted tilapia), 2796 nucleotides long. Its product is annotated as serine/threonine-protein kinase OSR1-like. Gene Ontology annotation, molecular function: protein serine/threonine kinase activity; ATP binding. Gene Ontology annotation, cellular component: cytoplasm. Bases 159 to 1730 code for a protein of 523 amino acids. NCBI's taxonomy places the organism in Eukaryota, Metazoa, Chordata, Actinopteri, Cichliformes, Cichlidae. The transcript has 17 exons. Gene Ontology annotation, biological process: protein phosphorylation. The record is from RefSeq and is a predicted model, not a curated record.
UCGCGCGUAAAGUUGUGUUGACAGGAGCGGCAGCAGGAGUUGUCAGCGGAGCAGUAGCAAGCUUCAUCGAACCCGAAUGGAGUAAUCACAAAGCUAACAUCAAACAGGCGUCUCUUUUUAAAUUCAGAAGCGCUGUUUAUACCAUUUAGACCACGACCAUGGCAGAUGACCAGUCCUCUCAGCCCUGGUCCAUCGACAAGGAUGACUAUGAACUCAAUGAGGUGAUAGGAAGUGGAGCCACUGCAGUUGUCCAGGCAGCUUACUGCAAGCCGAGAAAGGAGAAGGUGGCCAUCAAACGAAUCAACCUGGAAAAGUGUCAGACUAGCAUGGAUGAACUUCUGAAAGAGAUUCAGGCUAUGAGCCAGUGCCACCAUCCAAACAUUGUGUCUUAUUAUACCUCCUUUGUGGUGAAGGAUGAGCUGUGGCUGGUGAUGAAGCUGCUCAGUGGUGGCUCGGUGCUGGACAUCAUCAAGCACAUCAUCUCUCGCGGUGAGCAUAAGACCGGUGUGUUGGAUGAGGCCUGCAUCGCCACCAUUCUGAAAGAAGUCUUGGAGGGGCUCGAGUACCUCCACAAAAACGGGCAGAUUCAUCGUGAUCUAAAGGCUGGAAAUAUUCUUCUCGGGGAUGAUGGCUCUGUGCAGAUAGCUGACUUUGGUGUGAGUGCCUUUCUAGCAACAGGUGGAGACAUGACGAGGAACAAGGUUCGGAAGACGUUUGUGGGGACGCCGUGCUGGAUGGCCCCAGAAGUCAUGGAGCAGGUCCGUGGCUAUGACUUCAAAGCUGACAUCUGGAGUUUUGGGAUAACUGCUAUUGAACUGGCCACUGGGGCAGCACCAUAUCACAAAUACCCACCAAUGAAGGUGUUGAUGCUGACUUUGCAAAACGACCCUCCCUGCCUGGAGACGGGUAUUACAGAUAAGGAAAUGGUGAAGAAGUACGGAAAAUCGUUCAGGAAGAUGCUGUCUCUGUGUUUACAGAAAGAUCCUGAAAAAAGGCCAACUGCUGCCGAGUUGCUGAAGCACAAAUUCUUCACGAAAGCCAAGAACAAUGAGUUCCUACAUGAGAAGCUCCUGUAUAAGGGUCCAACAAUAACAGAGCGAUCUAAAAAGGUGCGUCGUGUGCCUGGCUCAAGCGGCCGUCUCCACAAAACGGAGGAUGGUGGCUGGGAGUGGAGCGAUGACGAGCUGGAUGAGGAGAGCGAGGAGGGCAAAGCUGCUGUAGCAGCUCUGCGGUCACCAAGAGUGAAGGACGGGCCCCAGAAUAUGGAGCUUUUCCCACCAGCAGAUGGCUCCAGUGCACAUCUGCAGCCACCUGGCGUGGCACAUGAGAGAUCUGCGAAUACAGGUCCAACAGGAGAAGACGUGGCACCACAGGCUCCCGCUCAGACAGCGAGCCCUUCACACGGGCCCGCUGUUCAGGAUCCAGCUGCCUCAUCCAGCGUUCCCAUCAGUCUCGUCCUGAGAUUGAGGAAUUCCAAGAAGGAGCUCAAUGACAUCAGAUUUGAGUUCAUGCCUGGCAGAGACUCUGCUGAUGGAGUUUCUCAGGAGUUGGUCUCAGCUGGUCUGGUUGAUGGAAGGGACUUAGUCAUCGUUGCUGCCAAUUUGCAAAAGAUUGUUGACGAUCCACACAGUAACAAAAAUGUGACCUUUAAACUGGCGUCUGGCGUGGAAGAGUCUGAAAUUCCCGAUGAUAUUAAACUCAUUGGAUUUGCGCAGCUCAGUAUCAGUUAAGUCCAACCAGAGCCAGAUACAAAGGACAGAAAUAAAUGGUAUGGCACAGCUGCAUUGUAGUCAAUUCCAAAAACCACUUCUGCCAAAGGGAGGAGGAGGAAAUGAUGAAGAGAAGGAGGCAUAAGCCUGGUAGGAGUGUAACACUACUGCAGCAUGCACGAGGACCACAUUGAGGGGGUUCAGUUCAUCACAGGAGUCACUCUUGAAAAGUUUACAGUGCGCUUAUACGAGGGGGAAGAGAUGCAAUCAGAUAUCAGUUCCUAAUUUCUUUCUGUUUCCAUUUUUGUCUUCAUACACAAGCACAAUCCAAGCCGUCUCCUGCCAGUACUGGAAAUUAUUGCCUUUUAUUGUUUUAUAAAAAAAAACAAAAAACAAUUAACUGUGCCACAAAACUCUGAAGUGUCGUGCCACCUUUGUGUGGCACUUUAUGAUACAUUGAAAUCAAAAAGCAAGUUCAGCCUUAGUUACUUUAGACUUUACCAGUGUAACUGGUGGCAGUUUGUGUACUCUGUGUAUUUCACAUGUACGCCUAAGAAAAUCCCCAUAAUAUCGAUACAGAUAUCUGUCGUAGCAUAGGUUUUUUGUUUUUGUUUUUUUUGAAAGUCCAUAAAUUCCGGUGAACUUUUACCUGUUAUGUCAAAAAGGAUCCAGCCCGAGGCAGUGUGAUCAGUUCUCUCCUCCGCAGUAUCUGUGGUGGUUUUGUUAAAACAUAACCAAGGAUUUUAAGCUCUAACUGCACUGCUUAAAUCAACUGUAGCCCCUCUGUCCCACACCAACACUCACAGUACCACACUCGGUCAGUUGGCAUUUAUCCCAAGGUAUUAAAGACACAUUAUUUUCACAGGUUGAGGGAAUGCCUGAUAUUCUUGUACUAUGCAAUAGCUGUUUUCUUUUCACGGUAUGUGGUCACUGGUUACUAAUCAUUUCAUUUGUGUUGGAUACAUUUUCUUUCUUUUUUUCAUACCUCAUAAGGAGCUCAUAACGAGUCAACCAGCCAAACUGACAUCGCUAAGAGCCCAUUGUAAGAUUUAACAUUCAUAUCCACAGACACGGGUAAUGACUGCUU